AUGCAGGACUGGUGCUGCCAUCUGCAAGCCAGAGCUUUGUGGCUGGGCGUUGAGCCAAUAAGAGCACUCAAAGAGGCACAUCUUCCCCUGCAGGAAGCAGGGCGGUCACUCCUCUUUUGCUCCUCUUCUGAAGUGGUGGAGAUGGCAAUGAACUUCGCCUGCAGCUUCGCCGCACUUUGCUGUUUAGCACUCUGGAGCUUCACCAGAACUUCAAGUGGUAUAUAUGUACCACCACCUCAUUCGACCAUGAAGCCUGGCUUCCCUGUCCCAAUGAACGUAGACAACCCUGGUGUUCGCAAAGCAGCUCGCUUUGGGGUUUACAGAUACAACAACAGUUCCAAUGACCUCUUUCUGUUUAAGGAAUCACAAAUAAACAAAGCCAUGGUACAGAUUGUCAGAGGGCUGAAAUACAUGCUCCACAUGGAAAUUGGACGCACAGUGUGUGAGAAGAGGGAGCACUCCAGCCUGGACAGCUGUCACUUCCAGAGGAAAAAAAAACUGCAAAAGAUGCUGAGAUGUUAUUUUGAGGUCUGGAUAAUGCCUUGGUUACGUAAAGCAUAUGUCCCCAUUGCUCUCUGUCACUGAGUCAUGUUUCCCUAUGAGAGCCUGACUUCCAGCGGAUCUGCCACCAUGAGUUUUUCCUUGCCUGGACUGUUGAGGCCAAAACUGAAGUGGGGAACAGCCAUACAGAAUUGCCACAGAGCUUUUCUCUCAAAGCACGUGGUUACUUUUCUCCCUGAGAAAGAUGCUCAAGAGUGACAAAAACCUGACUUGACUGAAUUUAUUGCUAUCCAGCUGUGUAUCUGUUUUUCC
Messenger RNA from Grus americana (Whooping crane), 813 nucleotides. RefSeq names its product cystatin F (gene CST7). Gene Ontology annotation, molecular function: cysteine-type endopeptidase inhibitor activity. Gene Ontology annotation, cellular component: Golgi apparatus; endoplasmic reticulum; lysosome. Lineage: Eukaryota; Metazoa; Chordata; Aves; Gruiformes; Gruidae. The record is from RefSeq and is a predicted model, not a curated record. Gene Ontology annotation, biological process: negative regulation of microglial cell activation; positive regulation of myelination; immune response.